Clunio marinus is the source of this 327-nucleotide messenger RNA. The record is from the annotation of a GenBank genome assembly. NCBI's taxonomy places the organism in Eukaryota, Metazoa, Arthropoda, Insecta, Diptera, Chironomidae.
AUGAAAAAGGGAUCAAAAGCUCCUGAUCCAAUUUCUUCAUUACCGUCAAAUGAACACAUUUUUUAUGGAAAGGAAAUUUUGUGGAACUUUCGAAUCAGAUUUAAAAAUCUUGUGAAUGAUUCAGAUGAUGAAAUUAAUCUGAGUCCCAUUGAAACAAGCAAAACAAAAGCAAAGUGUGAUGGAAAACUUCACCUUCUCAUCCCCUUCACAUUUCAUACCCAAAAUAUCUGUAAUACUUUAAAACAAUUUCUCAUCGAGGACCCACUUACAGUAUUUUCAUCAUCAAAUUUAGUUCGAGAGACGAGUCAAUUUGAUGCUGAAGUUUAA